AUGGAAGAUUCCCCUAGACUUACAGAAGAAAGGAGGAAAGAAAUCCUUGAAAACCUUAGGAAAGAAAGGGAAAAAAGGAGAGAGAUGCUGACUAAAGGAGAAAAUAUUGAAGGAUCGUAUAAUAAUACUCCGCAAUCUUCAAAUAAAAACGUAGGAUCGACUUUAAGAAGCGAAACUUUGAAUAAACUGCUGCAGGAAAGAAGGGAAACGAUGGAGCAAGGACAGAAUUUGCUUGAUUGGACUAAGCAAAAACUACAGGAAAAUGUUAGAGAAGAAAAAGAUUAUAGGAACUAUUUAAGUGGAAGUGGGUCAGAAUGCCCAACUCCUAGAAAAAAUAUUAAUCUUAACCUUAAGUUAAAUUAUAUAAAGCAUUCCUGUGAUACCCAAAUGGAUAUUUAAAUCCACCUUGCUUUGUUGGGCCUCUGCCACAGAACUACCAGGAGGUUAACUCCUCUUCACCUGAGGCUCGCAUUACUGAGAGUAGAAUGGGAUGGGUCAACGUGCCCCUACGCCAGAUGAAGAUUGCCUGCUUGGAAAUUCAAAAAAAUGGAAUUUUUGGAAGCAAAAAGGCAAACUUGUCGCCCAGGGUGUAACUCCUGGUUUCACGCUAGGGAGUUACCCAUUGGCCUAAAAGGCUUUGCUGGGCUUUCCCUUUCCAACUCAAAGUCCUUAUUAUUACCUCGAGGCAAAAUCCAGCUCCUGAAAGUGGACUAAGGCUAGGCCCAAACAAAUUAGGAUUGAUUACCCAGUAUAGCUGUCCAUUUUUGGGCUGGCAAAACCGUGUCGGGUAUAAUUAAUAUAUUUAAUCGAAGGUGCAUUGCUGGAAGCCAUGCCCGAUUGAGACGCCAUAUUUCAAUUAUCCUUGAAAAAAACCAACAGCGAUUGCAAGCUCUCCUAGGUCAGAAAUUAGCAUAAAAAAAGAGGUACCUAUGAGCAAAACUAAAGAAGUCCCUAAAAAAGCAGAAAAACCUGAGCCAGCUAAACCUCCAACAAAACGAAAAGUUCCAAAUCCAAGACCUUCAAGCGCACCUCCUCGUAAGAACCAAGAAAAGCCUAAGCCUUCAGCUCAGCCUACAUAUAAUCAAGAAUGUACUUUUAAACCCAAAAUAAACCCCCUUCCGCAAACUAAAGAGCUAAAUUAUAACAAACCAAAAUCCCAGGAUUUUGACUCUCGAAUUGAUGAGCUUUCCAAGCCAAAAAGCGAAACCAUUAAAAAGAGAGAAAAAGAAAGACUCGCAAAAGAAAAGGAAGCUGAGAAAUCCUGCCCAUUUAAGCCACAAAUUUCGCCAUAUCCUAUGAAGCGGCAAGAUGAGCCUGUUGAAGAAAGGCUAAUUAAGUUGGGAGAAGAAAGGGCUAAAUCAAGGGAAAAAUUGCUUCGAGAAAAAGAAAUGAAUGAAAUGAUAACACAUAGUUUUACGCCAAAAAUAAGCUCAGAAUCUGAAAAAAUAGCAAAAAAGAAGCCGCCAAUUUAUAAAAGGAUUUUUGAAAUUCAAAAAGAGAAAAACAAUGAAAUGGAAAAGCUUAGGCUUGAAAAUGAAAAAGGGUCAGAAAUGGCAUUCCAGCCAAGGAUAAAUCCGAAAUCUGAAAGAAUUGCAGAGUAUAAAAAAAGGCUUGAAGAGCAAGGAGAAGUUCUUACUCUCUCCCUUUUUAUAAAAUUUAUUAUUUUUAAUUUCUAAAUUUAAAUAGUAUUCCAUUUGCACUUUCCCAUUAGAAAUAAUAUUAAAUUAUAUUAAAGCUAUAAUAGAUAUUAUUAUUUUUGCUUAUAAAUAUUAAAAUUUUGCUUCAAUUUAAAGGUGUUAAUUUGCCCAUAACCCGAUAAUUUUUAAAGAGAGAAGCUAUAGAGGCUGCCUUUGAGUAGCGCUCUAAGCGCCCGAGACUUCCCGACGAAGUCUGGGCGGUGGUUUGACCAGCUGAUGUUGGUCAAACCAACAUCCAAAAUGACAAAUUCUUCUCAUACAGAAGGUUUGUCAAAUUGGAUGCUGGCUUGACCAACAUCAGCUGGUCAAACCACCGCCCAGACUUCGUCGGGAAGUCUCGGGCGCUUAGAGCGCUACUCAAAGGCAGCCUCUAUAGAAAAACUCGGUCCAUCGACGAAUAUAGAAAAGAAGAAAGUGAAAAAUACACUUUUUCUCCAAAGAUUUCAGCACGGACUAGCACCUCCUUUUGAAUUAGAACAAAAAAUUCUGUUCCAAUGUAAAUGGCUAAUAUUUUUUUAAUUUUAAAAAUCCAAAAAAUAUAAAUUGAAUACAAUAUAUUGAAUUUUAAAUUUCUUUUUAGCAAAGAAUUAAUUCAAAAAUUAAUCGAUUCAGUGUGAAAACUGUUUAAAUAAUAUUUUACUUGUUUUUUUUUCUCAAUUAUAUAAGGUAAACAGAUUUUAUAAAAAUUAAAAUUUUACUUAUUGAAAAAUAAUUUUGUUUAAUUAAGAGAGGUUAAAGUACCCAAAAAAUGGAAAUUUACCGAUAUGUUGUUCCAAUUUAAAGGGAAGGAGAGUAAUGGAAAAGGAUUCGAAGAGUUUUUAGAAAGACAGGAAGAGUUCAAGUUAAAAAUAAAAGAAAAAACCCAGCAAAAUAUCACAAAAUGGCAAAGUGAUGAAUAUACAUUUGCUCCGACUAUAAAUCCAUCUUCAAGGCAGAUGGCUCAGAACAUAGACAAAUCAUAUGAUGAUAAGCUUGACAGGAUAGGAAAAGACGAGCACGAGCGACGAGAAAACAAAAAAGCUAUGAUUCAGCAAGAAUACUAUUCAAAAUUCACUUAUGAACCUGAAAUAAAUCAGCUCUCAAAAGCAUUAGGCAGAGCUGUAUCUCUAGAAGAGCUUGCUUACGAUGAAGAAGGCAAAAUCAAAAAAAGAUUGCUUGCUGGUGCUCUGACUGCAGAAAAAGAACAAGCCUGCACAUUUAAGCCUGAAAUUAACAAAAAUAAAUACACUGGAAUUCGCAGCAAAUACACCGACCCAGAAAAUGUCCUAGACAACAUUCAUGAAGAAUUAAACAAGAAAAACGAAAAAAUCGAAGCCCACCGCAGCAUAAAAGAUUCAGAGGAGCUUAAAGACUGCACAUUUAAGCCACAAAUAAACACUCCAAAGCCACAAACUGCAAAGCCAAUAGUAGUUUCAGGCCUGGACAGAUUUUUAGAGCUUAAAGAACUGAAAAAAAGAUAUGAUGAAGAAAAAAAAGAAAGAGAAGAAAAAGUGUUUGGGUUGAAAAAUAAGAAUAAUUGGGACCAUUACUAUACAGUUCCUCAGCCUUUUAAUUUGACAACUGCAAAUAAAGAGGAAAAUCUUAAGAAACUGAAACAGGAGCGAUUAGAAGAAGAAAUGAGGGAAUGCACUUUUAAACCGAAUACAAUGGAAUCGUAAGAAAUAUUUAGAAAAAACCUCCAAGCUAUCAGUAGGAUUCUGGGAGACAGCUUUUUACAUUUAAAAGUCUGAUAA
Molecule: messenger RNA, 3430 nt
Organism: Blepharisma stoltei
Lineage: Eukaryota; Ciliophora; Heterotrichea; Heterotrichida; Blepharismidae
Source: the annotation of a GenBank genome assembly